UAGAAUCCGGAGCAGUCGUCACAUGACGGCGACGGGUGUGCGUGAUUUUCUCGUGAGCUUCUCGAUGUGGAGAUCGAAGAUUCGUUAAGACAAGAAACGAAAGGACUACCGGGAGUAUCGGGCUACUUGGCUUCUCCCCGGAGUUUCGACUGUGUUCGAAGACCGUGGGAUUUUGCGUAUAUCGUAUUGCGUGAACGGCGAGACUUACUAUCGCGACGAUGAGAUACAUAUUGGGUAACACGUUCGCGAUCACCGCUUCGGCAACGAUCCUUAUUUUAGUUUUGUAUUAUGUAUUUACUGGCAAGGGAGAGCAGGUUAGCAUUGGAUGGUUCUUGACGAAUACUUCUCCAUAUAUGUGGUGCACAUUAGGUAUAGGUCUGUCGGUAGCUCUGUCCGUAGUAGGCGCAGCAUUAGGUAUCCAUACAACGGGAGUGUCUAUUGUUGGUGGUGGCGUGAAAGCUCCUAGAAUCAAGACAAAGAAUUUGAUUUCUGUGAUAUUCUGCGAGGCUGUAGCUAUCUAUGGCUUGAUCACUGCCAUUGUUCUAUCUGGAAUGCUCGAGAAAUUUAAUUAUGCGACAGUUUUCGACAACGAAGAGAUCAGAAAUCAAAACUGGUUGUCCGGGUACUUGAUGUUCGGUGCUGGUUUCGCCGUUGGCCUCGUCAAUCUUUUCUGUGGCAUAGCAGUCGGCAUCGUUGGCUCCGGCGCUGCUCUCGCCGACGCGGCUAACUCUGCCCUUUUCGUAAAGAUUCUUAUAGUCGAGAUCUUUGGUUCAGCUAUAGGCCUCUUUGGUUUAAUCGUUGGUAUUUAUAUGACAUCCAAAGUGAAGAUGGGCGAUAAGCUAUCAUAAAUUACCAGAGAAUAUGCUAUGGAGUGUUAUCGGGAUCACAAUGUUCCAUUCCACAUUUAGUCACCAGUAAAGAAGAUUCUAGAGGGAUGACUGCAUAUCUAUGAAAUCAUUGUGAAAGAAAGAGAAGAAUUUUCCAAAUACCAAUGUGUGAAUUUGGUAUAUUAUUGCAUGUCUGUAAUUAUACUCGUGCGAUUCUAGAUGACUUAACAUCCAUUCUGUAUCUGUGAAUAUCGCCAGUUAUAUCGUUUUGGACACACCAUUCUACUUUUUUCGAAGCAUAAUGGCGAAGAUUAUAUGUAAAAGUUGCAAUAGGCCAUAGUUUUUAUCAAUAUUAGAAAGCAACGUAAUUUUUGUUUCAUAUUUUGAGUGCGUUAUAGCGCUCGCUUUUGCAUAAAUUAAUGUACAUAUUUCCUUGUUGAUGUAAGUAAAGUCAAUACAUAAUAUAAUUUAUCCUUUAUAUUCUAAUCAUGUAUCUAAUCAUUAGCUAUUUGAUGGGAAAGUAGUUGUUUAUAAAAAUUAGAACGCAUUAUCAAUCUCUUAAAAAGUAUUAAAAAUAUUUAUUUAACAAUUGUAUAAAAGUUUCUGAUUAUCAGAGGUAAUAGUCAUCAUCGUUAUUGCUUUCCCCGUUUAAGACUCCAAAAAAGGAGACUUGUGCCUACCUCUGAUAUGAAUAACAUUAUAAACAUUCUUGUAAAUGUACAAUAUUAUAUAAUAAUAACUGUCAAUGAUCUCGGAAAAAUUACAUUCAAAUAAAGAUGUAACUAAAUA
Molecule: messenger RNA, 1616 nt
Organism: Temnothorax curvispinosus
Lineage: Eukaryota; Metazoa; Arthropoda; Insecta; Hymenoptera; Formicidae
Product: V-type proton ATPase 21 kDa proteolipid subunit-like
Exons: 5
Coding region: 219-848 (209 amino acids)
Biological process (GO): proton transmembrane transport
Cellular component (GO): proton-transporting V-type ATPase, V0 domain
Molecular function (GO): proton-transporting ATPase activity, rotational mechanism
Source: RefSeq, a predicted model, not a curated record